Molecule: messenger RNA, 1565 nt
Organism: Eriocheir sinensis (Chinese mitten crab)
Lineage: Eukaryota; Metazoa; Arthropoda; Malacostraca; Decapoda; Varunidae
Product: snake venom metalloprotease inhibitor 02A10-like
Exons: 2
Coding region: 1-1206 (401 amino acids)
Source: RefSeq, a predicted model, not a curated record
AUGUUCUCCUCAAGCAUGUGUUCUCUAGAGUUCCAGGGCACCGAGGCAAGGCUAGUUCUCCCGGCGGGCUUUACCCUCACGGCCGUGAGCACCGGGGCCAGCGGCGAGCUGGUCGCCAGCUUCACUAGGGAGAGCCUGGGGGAGCCUGCCUCCCCCUCAGGCAGCACAUCCAGCCCAGUCUCGGCGGGACGACUGACUCCCUCACCGCCAGAACCGUGCCUUUUGCCCCCAGAGGAGUCGUGGCACGCUCCCGUCGAGACUCAAGUGCCAACUUAUCCCCUGCUUGAGCCAUGGAGUACUUCCUCCGAGGAGUCGUGGCACGAUCCCGACGAGACUCACGUGCCAACUCCCCCCCUGGUAAUGCCAUGGUAUUUUCCUACAGAGGAGCCGUGGCUCACUCCACCUGAGGUACCAGAGCCAAUUCUGAACUGGUCAGAGCCAGGGCAAAUUCCCCAGGAGGAGAUGUGGCUCACUCCACCUGAGGCGCCAGAGCCAAUUUUCAACAUGGCAGAGUCAAGGCAAAUUCCCCAGGAGGAGAUGUGGCUCACUCCACCUGAGGCGCCAGAGCCAAUUUUCAACAUGGCAGAGUCAAGGCAAAUUCCCCAGGAGGAGAUGUGGCUCACUCCACCUGAGGCGCCAGAGCCAAUUUUCAACAUGGCAGAGCCAGGGCAAAUUCCCCAGGAGGAGAUAUGGCUCACUCCACCUGAGGCGCCAGAGCCAAUUCUGUACUUGGCAGAGCCAGGGCAACUUCCCGGGGAGGAGCUGUGGCUCACUCCACCUGAAGCACCCCAAGAUGAGCCAUGCCAUGAUCCCAUAAAUUGGAUCCGGCUAUCUUCGCCCCGGUAUAAUUCACCGUGGUCCAGCUCAUCAUCGUCUUCCGAGUCACUAGUGCCAACUUAUCCGGACUCUCCAGUGACAACUCCGGAGCCUCCCUUGACAAGUUCUCCGGAGCCUCUCGUGCCAAAUCCCACGAGUAGCAUCCCGGCACCUCCCGGAGACUCCUCUUCUUCUCAUGAUUCGGAGGAACGUACAAUUCACCACCACCACCACGUGCACCAUCACUCCCACCACCACGUGCACCAUCAUUACAGGACUUCCCGCACCAAGAAGCGCUCCUGGUCAACGAGAAAACCACCCAGGCCAAAGCCGCCCUUCCCGUCUUCGGUGCCGGAACCAUUCGCGGGUUACAUUCCUCCGCCCCUCUAAAAAAUGAAAAAAUAUGAAAAAAAUUGAAAAAAUGAAAAAAGGCCAAAAAAAAUGGCACCAAAAAAAUCACCAAGAAGCAACAAAUACCACAACGUCAACACCAAGGCCUCCUCUUCCCUCUCCCCAGGAAAGGAGGUCCCUCAACACACACACCACAACCACCCAAUCAACGUCAACACCAAGGCCUCCUCUUCCCUCUCCCCAGGAAAGGAGGUCCCUCAACACACACACCACAACCACCCAAUCAACGUCAACACCAAGGCCUCCUCUUCCCUCUCCCCAGGAAAGGAGGUCCCUCAACACACAAGAAACACAUCAACAUCAACACCAAUAGCCACAAAAAACAAUAGCCACAAAAA